Zingiber officinale is the source of this 1215-nucleotide messenger RNA. RefSeq lists its product as uncharacterized. Bases 88 to 621 code for a protein of 177 amino acids. Gene Ontology annotation, cellular component: chloroplast. The record is from RefSeq and is a predicted model, not a curated record. NCBI's taxonomy places the organism in Eukaryota, Viridiplantae, Streptophyta, Magnoliopsida, Zingiberales, Zingiberaceae. The transcript is spliced from 2 exons.
CACAUGCUUCCUGCUACUCUUAUCCUCAUCUCUCUCCCUCACUAACUCACAAACUCCCACACACACACACCGCCGGCUCUCUCGUUAAUGCAUACCACCAACAAGCCUCCUCCUCCCAUGCCCAUCCACGCUGUCCUCCACCCUCCCAUACGCCUCCCUCCCCCUUCCCUCUCGCCGCCAACUGCGACGGCGAUGGCGUACGCUUCCAAAUGUGGGAAGCUAGUGAUGAUGAGGCAGUUACGCAGGCAGUACUGGAGCUGCAAAGCGAUCAGGAGACGAGUGAGGUACGAAGAAGGAGAGGAAGAAGAAGAAGAGGCGUACGGGCAGAACAAGGAGAUUCCGAUGUUGGAAGCCUACAGUGCCGCGUUCAGGGACGUUGCUCUUUUGGUGCGGGCCGGGGUCGAUGAUGAAGAAGAGUUGGUGCUUAUCUUUAAGGGUUUCUCUUCGAGUUUGAGCUCAAGGACCUCAUCGGAUCCCUCCAAGAGCGUUCUUCCUGGGCGGGCUGUGAUCCAAUCCAUUGAUGUCGUCAAAGGCCCGUUUAACCCAUCCAACAUCGAGUAUUUAGAGAGGGGUUUGACGUGGGAAGACUUCAAGACUCGGCUCCAACCCAACAAAUCAUGAUCCAAGAUCAAACUCAAUGAUGGUCUUAUAAUUAACACCCCCAUGGGUGUGGGGUGCAUUAAUAAGGCACUCAAACAGAAAAUAAGAAGGUAAGAGUUCAAAUUUCAAGAGAAUAAUUUUGAAGAUCGGUCUUUGAGUGAGUGUGCAUCAAUAAUACUUUAGAUUUACUUAAUAGACUAACUAAGGGGAAAAAUCGUUUAUCUAUAGAAUUAGCUAGGCGAAUCUCAAACAUCUAUAUUAUCAAAAAUAAAAAUAAUUGAGGGUCUUGAAGCCUAAUUCUAAUUUUAUUAAUAUUAUUGUAAAUUAGUCAAAAUUUCUAUGGUGACAUCACUGCUCUUAAAAAAACUGGAUCACCCUUUUAAAAUUCUCAAAAUUUCCAAAUUUUAUUAUACAAAUUAUACUAUUAUAUAUAUAUAUAUAUAUAAUAUGAACUUACUUAAAAACCACCAACUAUUUCGGCAAUCAAAUGAUAGAUUUUCAUGACCAAACUAUAGAUUGUUAAUGCAAUAUUUCCUAGGUUAAGGUUGAUCUGGUUGAUUGAGCUUGAAUCGGGUCAAGCUUGAGUCUUGAUGUUUGAGUUUCGAUAUUUGAUAA